Molecule: messenger RNA, 936 nt
Organism: Aspergillus chevalieri
Lineage: Eukaryota; Fungi; Ascomycota; Eurotiomycetes; Eurotiales; Aspergillaceae
Product: flavin reductase family protein
Exons: 2
Coding region: 1-936 (311 amino acids)
Molecular function (GO): FMN binding
Source: RefSeq, a predicted model, not a curated record
AUGAUUUAUUUCGAGCCAGCUUUCAACAUGCGCUCGCUUCCAGUGAAUAUUUUGCGCACUUUCACAAGAUUUCCGUCCAAAAACUCACUAGGUCGUCAACCUACGUUAUACCCCUUAUCAGUGAACAGACCAUUCAGUCAGACAUCAACCAUGUUCAAAGUUGGCGACGAUUUCCAGAAAAUCCAGGCCUCCCGGCCGGCGUUCAAGCGCGACACCGAAGUCACCUUCACCCAGCCCCCGAACCCCGACUGGAAGACAGCAGACGGCGCCAACGAUGGUGGGGAGAGCCUUAAGAAGAACCACGUGGAGAUUGACCCCCACGAAGAGGGACGGCCGGUAGCAUCCAACUACAAGCUCCUGAUCUCGGGAAUCGUCCCCAGACCAAUCGCCCUUAUCAGCACCAAGUCCAAGGAUGGACAGACGACGAACCUUGCGCCGUUCAGUUAUGCUCAGGUCAUUAACCAUGACCCGCCGCUUUUCAUUGUGGGAUUCGUGGGGUCGUUGGAUAAGGCGAAGGAUACGCUUAAAAACCUGGCGGAGACGGAUGAGUGUGUGAUCAACAUUAUCUCCGAGCACUUUGUUGAAGCUGCCAACGCGACAGCUAUUAACGCUCCGUAUGGUGUGUCUGAGUGGGAGACUUCUGGUCUGCACCAGGCGCCGUGCAGCGUCGUCAAGGCCGCCCGUGUGAAGGAGUCGAUCUUGUCCAUUGAGGCUAAGCUGGUUAGAACCGAGGAGUUCGAGAGCCGCACCACGCCCGGUAAGAAGACGGGCGUACUUGCUGUUGUUGAGGGUGUCCGCUUCUGGGCGCGGGAGGAUGCUAUUAACGAGGAGAAGAGCAUUAUCGACUUGAAGGUCUUGAAGCCGAUUAGUCGUCUGGGUGGUAUUUCUUACGGGCGGACUUCGGAAGCCAUGGAGCUUCCCCGCCCCAACUUUUAG